AUGAUUGAGCUGGGCCUGGCUGACGGCAGCCUGAUCGACGAGCUGAUGGAGCUGACGGCACAGAGCCUGAGCCAGAGGGAGAUCCAGGAACACUUCAACAUCGUCAAGGAGAUCGGCCGGGGGAAAUAUGGCAAAGUGUUGCUGGUCACACAUCGCUUCAGGGGGACCCCCAUGGCCUUGAAAGUGAUGCCCAAAGCCUCGACUAAGCUGCAGGGCUUUCUGCGAGAGUACUGCAUCUCCUUACACCUGUCCUGCCACCCCUGCAUCGUGGGCCUCUUCGGCAUUGCCUUCCAUUCUAAUGAGCACUACUGCUUUGCCCAAGAACUUGUCAUUGGGAGGGACCUGUUUGCUGUCAUCCAGCCAAAGGUGGGUAUUCCAGAAUCUUCAGUAAAACGUUGUGCCGUCCAGAUCGCCAGUGCCUUGGAGUUCAUCCACAGCCAUGGCCUGGUCCACCGGGAUGUCAAGCCAGAAAACAUCCUCCUGUUGGACAAUCACUGCUGCCAGGUCAAACUAGCAGACUUUGGCCUGGCCCAGAAGAGAGGAACUAUGAUACGAUUUAUCACAGGGACACUACCCUACAUGGCCCCGGAGCUUUGUACCGUUGCCUUAAUGGAGGGCCAGAAAGAAGUGACCACCCCUCCGCUUAGUGUGGAGCCAAGCCUGGACACCUGGGCCUUCGGGGUGGUUAUUUUCUGCAUCCUCACGGGCUACUUUCCCUGGGAGCGCUGCAUGGACUCGGAUGACUUCUACCAGGAGUUUGCAGACUGGUGCACAAUGGAGGAGACACCAACCACUGAGGAGGACGUUCCUCCUUUGUGGCAAAGGUUCACCCCAGAAGCUAUGGAGAUGUUUAGUAAGCUCCUUGCUCCUGAUUUAGCAAAGAGGUGUACAGUGGCGGAAGUCAAAACUUACGUGGAAAAGGACUGGCUUAAAAAAGUGAACGUGAUUGAGCCGCAGCAGACAGUAGAAAAUGACAAAAUCAGGGAAUAA
Molecule: messenger RNA, 990 nt
Organism: Gymnodraco acuticeps
Lineage: Eukaryota; Metazoa; Chordata; Actinopteri; Perciformes; Bathydraconidae
Product: serine/threonine-protein kinase SBK1
Exons: 3
Coding region: 1-990 (329 amino acids)
Biological process (GO): peptidyl-serine phosphorylation; peptidyl-threonine phosphorylation
Molecular function (GO): protein serine/threonine kinase activity; ATP binding
Source: RefSeq, a predicted model, not a curated record